Messenger RNA from Ipomoea triloba (trilobed morning glory), 926 nucleotides. RefSeq lists its product as uncharacterized. Lineage: Eukaryota; Viridiplantae; Streptophyta; Magnoliopsida; Solanales; Convolvulaceae. The record is from RefSeq and is a predicted model, not a curated record. The transcript has 2 exons. Bases 266 to 631 code for a protein of 121 amino acids.
UAAUGCAUCUAUGGUUGAAGAAAAUAAUUUUGAACAGGCCAAUGCAAUGAAUAGUUUCAAUCAAAGGCCUAGAAAUGACCAGUACUCUAAUUCUUAUAAUCCGAGUUGGAAACACCAUCCUAAUUUUUCUUGGAAUAAUAAUAACCAGAAUAAUUUUCAACCAAUUGCUCCACUUCAACCAAAAAAACCAUAUUAGGAGGAUUCUUUGAAUACUUUUAUACAUGCAUGCAAUAGACAGCAAGAAGCAAAUGACCAGCGGUUCCAGAUGCAACAAGAAGUAAACGAUCGACGGUUCCAACAGACUGAGGCAUCACUUGCCAAAACUGAAGCUUCACUUGCCAGAAAUGAAGCUUCCAUGAGAAAAUUGGAAUACUUCUACAAGGCCAUGUGCCACGUCGAAGCUAAUGAAGUGGAACCUAAUCAAAGCCCAAUAAAAGAGGGGAGUGUCGAAGGAGAUUCAAUCACAGACUGUAUGGAGAAAAUCAAAGAAAAACACCAUCCCUCAAUUGAAGUUGACAUUCCGCCCAAGCUGGAACUAAAACCUCUUCCUAAUUCUUUAAAAUAUGUUGUUUUAGGUCCAAAUAAUACCUAUCCUGUAAUAAUUGCCUUUAACCUUUCACAGGAACAAUAAACAAAGUUGCUAGAGGUCUUAAAAAAAUAUAAAUGUGCAAUUGAUUGGACAGUAAGAGAUAUUAAAGGAAUAAGUCCAACGGUUUGUAUACAUCGGAUCUUACUUAAAGAAGGGGCAACUCCUGUCCGUCAACCUCAGCGCAGGUUAAACCCGAAUAUGAAGGAGGUUGUACAUGCAGAAGUCCUAAAGUUGUUGGACUCAGGUAUUAUUUACCCAAUCUCAAACAGUCAAUGGGUAAGUCCAGUUCACGUAGUGCCAAAAAAAUCUGGAAUUACUGUGGUCACUAAUGAAAAAA